This is a messenger RNA of Eublepharis macularius, 1573 nucleotides long. It is a transcript of the gene ANGPTL5, whose product is annotated as angiopoietin like 5. Bases 305 to 1456 code for a protein of 383 amino acids. The transcript has 8 exons. The record is from RefSeq and is a predicted model, not a curated record. Lineage: Eukaryota; Metazoa; Chordata; Lepidosauria; Squamata; Eublepharidae.
CUGAUGUAAAACCCAUAGCCACUAUGUUCAGUUGUUAUUUAAAUAUUAGCCACUCUGCCUUAAUACCAAAUCGCUUUAAGAUUUCUAAGCGCUCCUAGGAUUGAACCGUGUGCGUGUUACAUAAAAGCAAUUUUGUGCAUUUUUUCCCCCAAAGCCUGUUCAUAAAAGGGUUGGCUUGCUAGCUAAUGUUUGUGCUGUACACAUUCCUAAAUUCUUAACUCAAGACUUCAUCGGCUAACGGACAAUAUUUUCCAAGACAAUUUGAGACUCCCUGAAACCCUUUUUUCAUGCCUUCAACUCAGAGAUGAUCCAGUCGAGAGCUUCCUCACUGAUCUUCUUAAGUGUCAUAUGUUUCAUUUGGGCUGAUGCUGUGUUUGGUAAUGCCAAGCCAUGUUCUACAAUGAAUACUUCCCUCACGAGCACAGACAGCCCAGCAACAAAAAAUCAAACAGCAGAUAUUCCACAAGAGAAGAAACAAUGCUGUAUGCCUUGUGACUUUCAAGCUAAAGUAAUGCGGGAAGAAAAACAUUAUAUGUGUAGGAAUUUGCAGACUUCUCUAGUUGAAUAUGCAAGAAGUACCAAGAAAAUGAUAAGAAACAUGAUGGACGACCACCAGUCUUCUCUGGAUUAUCUUUCUAAUCAGGUUAAUGAACUUAUGAGUCGGAUCAUGCUGUUAAACAAUGACAUUUCCAGAAGACCAAUGGAUGUAUUUCCUCAUAGAGCAAUUCAGUCUCACGGUCUGGAUUGCAGUGAUAUUAAAGACACCAUUGGCACUGUUACGAAAACACCAAGCGGCCUGUACAUAAUCCAUCCAGAAGGAUCAAGCUACCCCUUUGAGGUAUUAUGCGAGAUGGACUUCAGAGGAGGAGGAUGGACAGUGAUUCAAAAGAGAUCUGAGGGGAUAGUUGAAUUUCAGAAGACGUGGUCUGACUAUUUGGAUGGAUUUGGGGAUCUUUCAGGGGAAUUUUGGCUCGGGCUGCGGAAGGUUUUCCACAUAGUAAACCAGAAAACUGCCAGCUUCAUGCUUUACGUGGGCUUGGAGUCUGAAGACGACACGUAUGCAUAUGCCUCGUACGACAGCUUUUGGUUAGAAGAUGAAGCGUGCUCUUUUAAGAUACAUUUAGGACGUUAUUCUGGAAAUGCUGGAGAUGCAUUUCGGGGACUCAAGAAAGAAGAUAACCAGAAUUCAUUUCCUUUUAGUACAUUUGAUGUUGACAACGAUGGUUGUGUGCCCGCCUGCACUCUUGGGGAACAGCCUAUAAAGAGCUGCAGUAACUUCAGUGAGAAAACCGGCUGGUGGUUCAGCCAAUGUGGCCUGGCAAAUCUCAACGGUGUUCACCGGUUCACAGGGAGGAUGCUGGAAACGGGGAUUCGGUGGGACACCUGGACUGUGGGUGGAAAACCAAUCAAAAUUAAAUCUGUUUCAAUGAAAAUCAGAAGAACAUAUUUCAGAUAACGGAAGGAUGUCAUCGAAAUGUAUCAUUUGAUGGAAUUAGGCUGUUUUAUAGCUUUUCUCAGAUUGAACUAUGCAGAAUUGUAGUCCGCGAUCAAUGUUUAGUAAGGUUCAAAAGCA